Molecule: messenger RNA, 1626 nt
Organism: Juglans microcarpa x Juglans regia
Lineage: Eukaryota; Viridiplantae; Streptophyta; Magnoliopsida; Fagales; Juglandaceae
Product: alpha-galactosidase-like
Exons: 13
Coding region: 256-1476 (406 amino acids)
Biological process (GO): carbohydrate metabolic process
Molecular function (GO): hydrolase activity, hydrolyzing O-glycosyl compounds
Source: RefSeq, a predicted model, not a curated record
UCCCCCACACUGUCCGCAUAGCGUUCAAUAUCUAGGAAGGUUGUCUCCCACCGACGCUAGCCCCCUUCGCUUUUGUUAAUGGAGGAUUCUCUCCAUGCAAUACCCAUUUGCAUUUGUCCAUUACUUGUUCAAACUAAGCUCUUCCAUCCCCACAGUCUCGAUCCCCAGUUUUCCACUUCUUAUGCCUCCCCACUAUUACGGAUCAUGAACUAAUUAUAACCAUCAAAUACCUCUUUGUUUUGGUUUUAUUAUCAUAUGAUAAUGGGUUGGAGAAGUAGUUCUGUCUUGUUUCUUCUCGUUGUUGUUAUUUUAGGCAGUGGCAAAGUGGCACAUGCUAUGGAUCUCAGCAGCAAUGCCCAUGAAAACUACACUCAGUUCCUUCUUGCCAAUGGUGUUGCUCACACGCCGCCCAUGGGAUGGAACAGUUGGAACCAUUUUCAAUGUGAUAUAGAUGAGUGGACUGUGAAAAGCACGGCAGACGCUCUUGUUUCUACUGGUUUGGCGGCACUUGGGUACAAAUAUGUAAAUAUUGAUGAUUGCUGGGGAGAAAAAGAUAGAGACUGGAGGGGUAAUUUAAGGGUAAAACCUUCUACUUUUCCUUCUGGAAUCAAGGCCCUUGCAGAUUAUGUUCAUGCAAAAGGAUUAAAGCUUGGCAUAUAUUCUGAUGCUGGCUACCAAACUUGCAGCAAGACAAUGCCCGGAUCUCUUGGGCAUGAAGAUCAAGAUGCUAGAACUUUUGCAGAAUGGGGAAUCGAUUACUUGAAGUAUGAUAAUUGCUAUCAUGAUGGUUCUAAGCCAUUAUACAGAUUUGCUAGGAUGAGUUAUGCGUUACAGAAGGUUGGCAGGCCAAUCCUUUAUGCUAUAUGUGAAUGGGGAGAAGACAAUCCUGCAAAAUGGGCCAGUCGGUAUGGUAAUGCUUGGCGAACUACGGGAGACAUAAAAGACAUCUGGGAAAGUAUCACAUCAAUCGCAGAUGAAAACAAUAUUUGGGGAAGAUAUGCAGGACCCGGCAGGUGGAAUGAUCCUGACAUGUUGGAAGUGGGAAAUGGAGGGAUGAGUAUUGAGGAGUAUCAAUCUCAUUUUAGUAUUUGGGCUGCAAUGAAAGCUCCUUUACUUAUUGGAUGUGAUAUCCGAUCUACAACCACAGAGACUCUUGGGAUUCUUGGAAACAAGGAGGUGAUUGGUGUUAAUCAGGAUCCACUGGGAAUUCAGGCCAGAAAAAUUCGAUCUGAAGCUGGUCUAGAGGUUUGGGCAGGACCUUUAUCAAAGAGAAGAGUAGUGAUAGUCUUAUGGAAUAGAAGCAGGUUCAGGGCUCCUAUAUCUGUGGGAUGGAGGGACAUUGGACUCUCUCCAUUUAUGCCUGUGACUGUUCGAGACUUAUGGGCGCACUCAUUUGUUUCAAAGAACAUGCGUUCUCGAUUGACUGCAUAUGUUGCUCCCCAUGCUUGCAAGAUGUACAUCCUCGCCCCAAUCUAAAUGGAUGAGAGGCUUGGCACUUGGGUCUAUAAUGGUCGAGUGAGAUCAGAUGGUGUCCCACUCAGAAGGCAGCUUGAUGAAAUGAAGAUAUUUAAUUAUAUGUAUUUAUUAUAUGCUAAACUAAAAGGACUUUUUGCCACAAGGAUACAG